Carassius auratus (goldfish) is the source of this 1717-nucleotide messenger RNA. RefSeq names its product kynurenine--oxoglutarate transaminase 3. Gene Ontology annotation, biological process: biosynthetic process. The record is from RefSeq and is a predicted model, not a curated record. Lineage: Eukaryota; Metazoa; Chordata; Actinopteri; Cypriniformes; Cyprinidae. Gene Ontology annotation, molecular function: pyridoxal phosphate binding; L-kynurenine:2-oxoglutarate transaminase activity. Gene Ontology annotation, cellular component: cytoplasm; mitochondrion. The transcript has 13 exons. Bases 178 to 1440 code for a protein of 420 amino acids.
CAUAUCCAAGAUUUAAUACUAAUGUCUAAAAUAGAUUAGGGUUAGUGGGCUCAAUGAGUGAUUAAUUUAACUCGGACUACAAACAUAAAACUUCUGCCCGAGGCACAUUUUUCCUGCGGGACCUUUUCUUUCAAUAGAGAUGCAUUCAAAUUAAGCGAGACCAUUACAAACUACAAGAUGGCAUCCAUAAAACACAAGAACACGAAAAGGAUAGAAGGUCUGGACAAGAAUGUAUGGGUGGCCUUCACAUCAGUGGCAGCAGACCCUUCCAUUGUCAAUCUUGGACAGGGUUACCCAGAUAUUCCUCCUCCUUCCUAUGUGAAAGAGGGUCUCGCUCAGGCUGCAAUGGUUGACAGGCUGAACCAGUACACACGUGGCUUUGGACACCCAACACUGGUUAAAGCCCUGUCAAAAGUAUAUGGAAAAGUCUAUGACCGUGAGCUUGACCCGUUUAAAGAGAUCCUGGUUACAGUCGGUGGAUAUGGAUCUUUGUUCAGCACUAUGCAGGCUCUGGUUGAGGAGGGAGAUGAGGUUAUCAUCAUAGAACCUUUUUUUGACUGCUAUGUUCCUAUGGUGAAAAUGGCAGGGGGGAAACCUGUUUUUAUACCUUUGCGAUUGAAGUCUUCAUCAGCAGCAACCAGUGUAAGUAGUGCUGACUGGGUUCUGGACCAGGACGAACUUGCUAGUAAAUUUAACUCCAAGACCAAGGCUAUCAUAAUCAACACUCCCAAUAACCCUGUUGGAAAAAUAUUCAGUAGGAGUGAGUUGCAAGGUAUUGCAGACCUCUGCAUCAAACAUGACACCCUGUGCUUCAGUGAUGAGGUAUAUGAAUGGCUGAUAUAUAAAGGCCAUGAGCAUGUUAAGAUAGCAACCCUCCCUGGAAUGUGGGACAGAACCAUCACUAUCGGCAGUGCAGGAAAAACAUUCAGCGUCACUGGAUGGAAGCUGGGUUGGUCAAUCGGGCCUGAACACUUGAUCAAACACCUCCAGACUGUUAUGCAGAACAGUCUCUAUACAUGUCCGACCCCAUUACAGGAGGCUGUUGGCCAGGGUCUUCUUCGGGAUUUUGAGCUGAUGGGUAAACCUGACUGCUACUUUACCUCUCUAGCAGUAGAGCUGGAAGGGAAAAGAGACCGCAUGGCAGCCAUGUUGAGACAGACUGGCAUGACUCCAGUGGUCCCGGAGGGAGGAUACUUCAUGAUAGUGGAUGUCACAGCACUCAAUCAGGACUUGUCACAUAUGGGAGAUGAUGAACCAUAUGACUACAAGUUUGUAAAAUGGAUGAUAAAAGAGAAGAAACUGGCUUCGAUUCCUGUAACAGCUUUUGUGGGGGAAGAUUCAGUAAAGCAGUUUGAGAAAUAUAUUCGUUUGUGCUUUAUCAAGCAAGAAAGCACCUUGGAUGCAGCAGAGGUCAUUCUGAAGAGCUGGAACAAAGGCUGAUGUUUGAAAGCCUGAUAAUGCAGUAAUACAUGUGAGGUACUGCUCAGAUAAAAUAUGUAACUUGUUAUAUUGUUACAUCCUCUUAAAAUGACCUUAACUAUAGCUGAAGUGUUUUUGAGCUUGUAUUGAAAGUUUGCAGGAUCAAGCCUGUUGGGAUUAUGAAUUAUGUGUUAAUUUUUAAAUUAAUAUUUUGUCACAGGCUACUAGUGGUUUAAAACUGACUGAAUUUAACGUUUGAAUAGUAAUAAAUACAAAUAAAUCAGACGUGAAGAAACCA